ACUAUUUUUUUUAUUUAUGCGAAAAAACCACGCAAGUCAAGCGAUUUGAUUGCUGCAGUAGGCUUGUAACGUCGACGUUUCCAUGAAUAAUUAGCCGGAAAAUGUUGCGCAUACGUCGACGCUUUGCCUUGGUGAUUUGCUCGGGCUUCCUGCUGGUUUUCCUCAGCCUCUAUGUGAUUCUCAACUUUGCGGCGCCGGCAGGCAACCAGAAAAAGCCCAACUAUGUGGCCAUUGAGGAUAAGCUGAUUCGGUUGGAAAAUGGACUGCAGGAGCAUGGCGAGGAGAUGCGGAACAUGCGGGCUCGAUUGGACAAGAAAACGGUGGAGCAGCCCCUUAAGACACCACUCAAAGUGCCCCGCUCCCCAGGAUCAGGAGCAAAGGAGUGCCAGGAUGUGGUCCAGGAUGUGCCCAGUGUGGAUAUACAGAUGCUGGAGCUAUACGAUCGCAUGUCCUUCAAGGACAUCGAUGGCGGGGUGUGGAAACAGGGCUGGAACAUCAAGUACGAUCCUCUAAAAUACAAUGCCCACCACAAACUCAAGGUAUUCGUGGUGCCCCACUCGCACAACGAUCCCGGCUGGAUCCAGACCUUCGAGGACUACUACCAGCACGACACCAAGCACAUCCUGUCCAAUGCCCUGCGGCACCUGCACGAGAACCCAGAGAUGAAGUUCAUCUGGGCGGAGACCUCGUACUUUGCCCGAUUCUACCAAGAUCUGGGGGAAAACAAGAAACUGCAGAUGAAAUCCAUUGUAAAGAGUGGACAGCUGGAAUUUGUGACUGGAGGAUGGGUGAUGACGGAUGAGGCGAAUGCUCACUGGCGUAGUGUGUUGCUGCAGCUGACUGUAGGCCAAACGUGGCUAAAGCAGCACCUGAAUGUCACACCCACCGCCUCGUGGGCCAUCGAUCCCUUCGGGUACAGUCCCACAAUUCCGUACAUUCUGCAAAAGAGUGGAUUUAAGGAUCUACUAAUCCAGCGCACUCACUACUCGGUGAAGAAGGAGCUGGCCCAACAGCGCAACCUGGAGUUCCACUGGCGCCAGAUCUGGGACACCAAGGGAGAGACCUCGCUUUUCACCCACAUGAUGCCCUUCUACUCGUACGACAUACCCCACACCUGUGGCCCGGAUCCCAAGGUUUGCUGCCAGUUCGACUUCAAGCGAAUGGGCGCCUUCGGAUUGAGUUGCCCGUGGAAGACGCCACCGCGAGCCAUUGUGGAGGGGAAUGUGGCAGCGAAAUCGGAACUGCUGGUGGAUCAGUGGAAGAAGAAGGCUGAGCUGUAUCGAUCGAACGUCCUGCUGAUUCCCUUGGGCGAUGACUUCCGCUUCAAGCAGAACACCGAGUGGGAUGUGCAGCGGGUGAACUACGAGAAGCUGUUCGAGCACAUCAACAGCCAGGCGCACUUCAAUGUGCAGGCUCAGUUUGGCACGCUGCAGGAGUACUUCGAUGCAGUGCAUCAGGCGGAGCGUGCCGGACAGGUUGAGUUUCCCACGCUGAGCGGUGACUUCUUCACCUACGCCGAUCGUUCGGAUAACUACUGGAGUGGCUAUUUCACAUCACGGCCGUAUCACAAGCGCAUGGAUCGUGUCCUGAUGCACUAUGUCCGCUCGGCGGAGAUGCUCUCCGCCUGGCACUCCUGGGACGGAAUGGCGGGCAUCGAGGAGCGCCUGGAGCUGGCUCGCCGGGAGCUGUCCCUCUUUCAGCAUCACGAUGGCAUCACUGGCACAGCCAAAACGCAUGUGAUGUUGGACUACGAGCAACGCAUGCAGGAAGCUCUAAAGGCCUGCCAAAUGGUGAUGCAGCAGUCCGUAUACCGCCUGCUAACCAAGCCCUCCAUCUACAGUCCAGACUUUAGCUUUUCCUACUUUACGCUGGACGAUUCGCGCUGGCCGGGAUCAGGCGUGGAGGACAGUCGCACCACCAUUAUCUUGGGCGCGGAUGUACUGCCCACCAAGCAUGUGGUGAUGCACAAUACCCUGCCCCAUUGGCGGGAGCAGCUGGUGGACUUCUAUGUGUCCAGUCCCUUCGUCAGUGUCAGCGAUCUGGCCCACAACCCAGUGGAGGCUCAGGUCUCGCCCGUGUGGAGCUGGCACCACGACACCCUCACCAAGACCAUCCACCCACAAGGCUCCACCACCAAGUAUCGCAUCAUCUUCAAGGCUCGCGUGCCGCCCAUGGGACUGGCCACCUACGUUCUGACCAUCUCCGAGUCCAAACCAGAACACACCUCGUACGCCUCGAACCUUUUGCUGCGAACCAAUCCGGUCUCCGUGCCUUUGGGUCAAUAUCCGGAGGAUGUGAAGUUUGGCGAGCCCAGGGAGAUCUCGUUGCGCGUGGGCAAUGGUCCAACCCUGGCAUUUUCGGAGCAGGGUCUGCUCAAAUCCAUUCAGCUCGCACAGGACAGUCCGCCUGUGCCGGUGCACUUGAAGUUCCUUAAGUAUGGCACUAGGACGCAUGGAGAUCGAUCCGGAGCCUAUCUGUUCCUGCCCAAUGGACCUGCUUCGCCUAUGCAGCUCAACCAUCCCGUGGUCCUGGUGACCAAGGGCAAACUGGAGUCAUCGGUGAGCGUGGGUCUGCCGAGUGUGGUGCAUCAGACCAUAUUGCGGGGCGGAGCCCCUGAGAUUCGCAAUUUGGUGGACAUCGGCGUGCUGGAUAACACGGAGAUCGUGAUGCGUUUGGAGACGCAUAUCGACAGUGGCGACAUAUUCUACACGGAUCUCAAUGGACUGCAGAUCAUUAAGAGGCGCCGUUUGGAGAAGCUACCCUUGCAAGCCAACUACUAUCCAGUUCCCUCUGGCAUGUUUAUUGAGGAUGCCAAUAUGAGACUUUCAUUGCUCACGGGUCAACCUCUGGGUGGAUCUUCCCUGUCCUCCGGGGAGCUGGAGAUCAUGCAGGAUCGACGCCUGGCCAGUGAUGAUGAACGUGGCCUGGGACAAGGUGUUUUGGACAACAAGCCGGUGCUGCUCAUCUAUCGCCUGUUGCUGGAGAAGAUCAACAGUUGUGCUCGACCCUCGGAGGUGGAUCCGGCUGGUUACUUGACAAGGGCCGCCCACAAGGCCUCACAAUCGCUGCUAGAUCCGCUGGACAAGUUUAUAUUCGCUGAAAAUGAGUGGAUUGGAGCACAGGGUCAGUUUGGCGGCGAACAUGUCUCAGCUCGUGAGGAUCUGGAUGUGUCCGUGAUGCGACGCUUGACCAAGAGCUCGGCCAAGACGCAGCGUGUGGGCUAUGUCGUGCAUCGCACCAAUAUAAUGCAAUGCGGCCAAGCAGAGGAGCAGGCAAAGAAGUUAAAUGUUUGCCAUAUACUUCCGAAUGCGACACGAUGUGAGCAAACUACCCUGACAUUCCUGCAGAACCUGGAGCAGUUUGAGUCCAUGGUGGCGCCGGAGGUGUGCCCCAUGGAAACCGUCGCUUAUGUGAGCAGCCACACAAGCUGAUCGCCACGUGUCCUCCAAAAGGAUCUUAGACACACGGAAAACAACCUAUGAAUCUCGGAAGCUAACUUCACUGCAAUACAGGCAAUCUUCGUUUAAUGUUCAAGCAAAAGCACUGACUGCACCGCAAGACAAUGCGUACUCCGUACUACGCAACAUUUAUUUAUUUAAGCUUCCACACUGGAGUGUUUGGAAAUUCGAUCCUAUGACGCAGCGGUGUGUUUUUGCACCCCCUUUGUAAACUACACAUUUUACUUUGUUUCGCCUAGGUUUUUACGUUUUUUUGUGAUAAUCCCUCCAAUCCCACAGCAAGCAAUACAUGUCUGUCUUCAAUAUCCCGCCCGGGAUAUUUCCAAAAAAUCAUGAAUCGUAACUAGUAACUAUAAACGUUUUACUGUAAUGUAGGCUUAGUGAUAAUGACGCAACUGCAAAGUCAAUGAUAUUAAUCUCGACGUUUGUUUUGUAACGAAUUGAAUAAAUUGAGUCUCAUUUUAGAAA
This is a messenger RNA of Drosophila elegans, 3926 nucleotides long. It is a transcript of the gene alpha-Man-IIa, whose product is annotated as alpha-mannosidase 2. The record is from RefSeq and is a predicted model, not a curated record. Lineage: Eukaryota; Metazoa; Arthropoda; Insecta; Diptera; Drosophilidae. The transcript has 5 exons. Bases 102 to 3431 code for a protein of 1109 amino acids. Gene Ontology annotation, biological process: protein deglycosylation; mannose metabolic process; N-glycan processing. Gene Ontology annotation, cellular component: Golgi membrane. Gene Ontology annotation, molecular function: alpha-mannosidase activity; carbohydrate binding.